Orbicella faveolata is the source of this 3516-nucleotide messenger RNA. RefSeq names its product DNA helicase MCM8-like. Gene Ontology annotation, cellular component: MCM complex; nucleus. The record is from RefSeq and is a predicted model, not a curated record. NCBI's taxonomy places the organism in Eukaryota, Metazoa, Cnidaria, Anthozoa, Scleractinia, Merulinidae. Gene Ontology annotation, molecular function: ATP hydrolysis activity; single-stranded DNA binding; single-stranded DNA helicase activity.
GGAAAUGUUUCUUCUUUGAGAAAGAUGAGUUAUGGGAGAGCAAGAGGUAAUAUUUUGAGAGGGAGAGGACAAAGAUUCCGCGGACAGAGAAGAGGUAACAGCCAGGCUGGAAGAGGUCAAGGAGGGAAUACUGCAAAUUCACAACAUCCUGGUCAAAGGGGAUCAAACCAAAGCAGUUCAAGACCUCAAGUACAGCAUCAGAGACCUCAGCAGGUGCAGACAAGCUUGACGCCUUGUCCUUACAAAACAUGGAAUUUGUACUUUCCUGACAGUGUUUAUAAUCCAGAGUCAUCUCUUGGAACUAAAGUUCAGGCCAUUACAAAGUUUGUGGAAUCACAUGCAGCCCAACUCUCAAAGGAUGAGAUUGAAAACAAAGGAGCUGUGGUGUUUGAUUACAUGGACCUCAUUUCUGAUCCAGAGCUUGCUGAGGAUUUCCCAUCACUGGCUGGAGAUUUGAAAGAUCAGCCAACAGUUGUUCUGCAAAGUAUUGGUCUGGCAGUAUCCCAGGUUCUGUGGACUGCAGAGACGGUAGACAGCCAACAAGGUGCACCUGUAAUUGAUUUACCAUACAUACAAGCCAGAAUAACAAACUUUGAGCCCAUCACUCCACUGAAAAGCCUCAAGUCCAACUAUUUUGGUAAAUUUGUGGCAAUCCAUGGGACAGUGAUUAGAGUGAGUAAUGUAAAACCUCUGGUUAAAAAGAUGGCCUUCUCAUGUAACCUGUGCAGUGAAACACAGGUAAUCCAUCUCACUGAUGGCAAAUACUCAAUCCCAUCUAAGUGUUCCUCUGUGGAUUGCCGUGGCAGAUCCUUCACUCCUGAAAGAAGUUCACCAAUGACAGAGACUAUUGAUUGGCAAACUGUCAGAGUUCAGGAAAUCAUGGAUGAUGAUCAGAGAGAAUCUGGAAGAAUCCCUAGAACCAUGGAGUGCGAACUGACAGCUGAUCUAGUGGACAGCUGUGUGCCAGGAGACAUGGUCACCAUUACUGGUAUUGUGAAGGUUACAGGCACAGAGGAAUAUCGGAACAAGAACAACAAAGACAAGUGUAUGUUCCUGCUGUACCUUCAUGCUAAUGCAGUAAAUAACAACAAGGGUGCAGGGCCCAGCAGUGGAGAUCAGCAAACCAGUGGUCUGGCCAUGGAGUUUUCAAUCAAGGAACUGUAUGCCAUUCAAGAAAUUCAGGCACAGAGCAACCUGUUCCGACUAAUAGUUGGAAUAACAAACUUUGAGCCCAUCACUCCACUGAAAAGCCUCAAGUCCAACUAUUUUGGUAAAUUUGUGGCAAUCCAUGGGACAGUGAUUAGAGUGAGUAAUGUAAAACCUCUGGUUAAAAAGAUGGCCUUCUCAUGUAACCUGUGCAGUGAAACACAGGUAAUCCAUCUCACUGAUGGCAAAUACUCAAUCCCAUCUAAGUGUUCCUCUGUGGAUUGCCGUGGCAGAUCCUUCACUCCUGAAAGAAGUUCACCAAUGACAGAGACUAUUGAUUGGCAAACUGUCAGAGUUCAGGAAAUCAUGGAUGAUGAUCAGAGAGAAUCUGGAAGAAUCCCUAGAACCAUGGAGUGCGAACUGACAGCUGAUCUAGUGGACAGCUGUGUGCCAGGAGACAUGGUCACCAUUACUGGUAUUGUGAAGGUUACAGGCACAGAGGAAUAUCGGAACAAGAACAACAAAGACAAGUGUAUGUUCCUGCUGUACCUUCAUGCUAAUGCAGUAAAUAACAACAAGGGUGCAGGGCCCAGCAGUGGAGAUCAGCAAACCAGUGGUCUGGCCAUGGAGUUUUCAAUCAAGGAACUGUAUGCCAUUCAAGAAAUUCAGGCACAGAGCAACCUGUUCCGACUAAUAGUUGGAUCUCUAUGUCCUUCCAUCUAUGGUCAUGAGAUGGUGAAAGCAGGCCUGGUUUUAGGGCUGUUUGGAGGAACUCAGAGAUACUUAAAUGAUAAGAAUCGUAUUCCAAUCCGAGGCAAUCCACACAUACUGGUUGUGGGUGAUCCAGGAUUAGGGAAAAGUCAGAUGCUUCAGGCAGUAUCUAACAUUGCUCCUAGAGGUGUGUAUGUUUGUGGAAAUGCAACAUCAACUUCUGGACUUACGGUAACAUUAUCUAAAGAAAGUUCCUCAGGAGACUACUCAUUAGAAGCUGGAGCACUUGUCUUAGGAGACCAAGGGUGUUGUUGCAUUGAUGAAUUUGACAAAAUGGGAAGUCAGCAUCAAGCUUUGUUGGAAGCCAUGGAACAACAAAGUAUCAGUAUUGCAAAAGCUGGCAUCGUUUGCAGUUUACCAGCAAGGACAUCGAUCCUGGCCGCUGCUAAUCCUGUGGGAGGCCAUUACAACAAAGCAAAAACUGUAUCUGAGAACCUCAAGAUGGGCAGUGCUUUGUUAUCACGCUUUGACCUUGUUUUUAUUUUGUUGGACAAGCCAGACGAGGAAAUGGAUUGUAUGUUGUCUGAACAUGUCAUGGCGUUACACUCUGGGAAAAAGAGUGCAUUUGGGAUAGCCACUGCAAGACGGCGCUCAAGAGAGGAGAGUAACAGUGACGAGGAUGAGAUGAGAAGACAGUGGGAAGCUGACAAACCUCUCUCUGAACGCCUUAAGAUAGGUCGAAAUGAAGAGUUUGAUGCUAUUCCCGGGCCUCUUCUGCGCAAGUACGUCGGCUACGCCAGGACUUACGUCAAUCCCAAGCUUACACCCGCGGCAGCAGAAGUAUUGCAGAAUUUUUACCUAGACUUGAGACGCCAGCACCACUGCGCUGACAGUACUCCUAUCACAACCCGACAACUGGAGUCACUCAUAAGACUCACUCAGGCUCGAGCACGACUGGAGAUGCGCGAGAAAGCCAGCCAACAGGAUGCUCAAGAUGUGGUGGAGAUAAUGAAGUACAGUCUGUUGGACACAUUCAGCGACGAUUUUGGGAACCUAGAUUUUCAGCGGUCACAACACGGAUCAGGAAUGAGUUCCAGAGCACAGUCCAAACGCUUUGUUGCUGAGCUGAGUCGCAUAUCAGAAAGAGAAUACAAUUCUCUUUUCACUGUUGAACAAAUGAGAAGAAUAGCGAAGGACCUACGACUGCAGAUUCGCAGCUUCGAUGACUUCGUUUACGCUCUGAAUAAUCAAGGUUUUCUAUUGAAGAAGGGGCCUAGAGUCUACCAACUUCAGACCUCAAGCUGCUUGUAAUUUCGGAGUAAAGUGGCCACUCUGAAACUUAAACCUCUCAUCUUCAAAACCUGAAGUAGCUCUCUGUUUUUCGGCAUUCUUUCCGCCAAAAACAUCAGUCCGCCAUAUUAACUUUUACGUACUCAAUUCCUGAACGCCAGUCAAGCUUGCCGAAACUUAACUAAUCUCGGAAAGAAUCCUGAAAAACAGAGAGCAACUUGAUUUUGCUAUCAGACAGGUCGCAUAGACAUGAAGUAGCAACAUUUUGCUUCAAUAUGAAGCCACUAAUUGGUUUUGUUUCAAUUUUAGAGGUUCUGUAUAGGAGAAAAGAUACUUGUCAACGAUUAAAGUGGUGUUUAUUCUGUGUUA